Debaryomyces fabryi is the source of this 2610-nucleotide messenger RNA. RefSeq names its product oxysterol-binding protein related protein (gene OSH3). The record is from RefSeq and is a predicted model, not a curated record. Bases 1 to 2610 code for a protein of 869 amino acids. Gene Ontology annotation, molecular function: sterol binding. Gene Ontology annotation, biological process: maintenance of cell polarity; ER to Golgi ceramide transport; piecemeal microautophagy of the nucleus. NCBI's taxonomy places the organism in Eukaryota, Fungi, Ascomycota, Pichiomycetes, Serinales, Debaryomycetaceae. Gene Ontology annotation, cellular component: plasma membrane; perinuclear endoplasmic reticulum; intracellular membrane-bounded organelle. The transcript has a single exon.
AUGGAAACAUUAGAAGUUCAUUCUAAAGAUUUUUUAGUUAAAUGGGUGUAUGCUCCCGAUAAUAGCAUCAUUGACUGGCAAGUCAAACCACUAAAGAAAUCAAUCAAUUUUGCGAUUUAUCGUAAAAAUGAAUCAUCCGACGGUACAAAGGAAGCGCCGGAGAAUUCACUUCCACGGUCUACAUCAUCUUUAAGUAAGGAUGAUGCUUUAAAUGGGAGCGUGGAUAGCUUAGGAAGUAAUAUUUCGUCGGUCAACUUGGCCAAUUCCAACGUGUACAAGACACGGUCUCGGUCAAAUACAUUUACUAAUAAUUUAAAUCAUUCUGAUUUAACAUUAGUGAAAGAUUACAAGAAAUUGAUAUCUGAUGAGUUGGUUCAUGGAAAAUACGAAAUAGAGAAGGGUGGUGUUUUUGCAUUUAUAUUUGAUAAUUCGUUUUCCAAAACUAUUCUGAAAAAGAUUUUGUUCACUUCAAAAAUCUUGUUUGCUAGUCCUGGAAAGAAUAGUAUAUAUAGGCGCAAACUGACAAUUCAAAGGAAAUCUAGUACUGAAUUAAAGCUUCGCAAUGGUGAAAGCUCUGGCAGCCAAGACUUGCAAGUCCCAACGCCCAACAACUCCAGGGCCAACAAUGAAGAAUUAUUACAAUCAGUACUAUUGAAAAAGAGAAGAAAGAAGCUACAAGGUUUUGUAAAGAGAUUUUUCAUACUUAAUUUCCACCAUGGCACAUUGUCAUACUUCAGAGUAAAUGAUAAUAAAUUGAGGGGACAGAUGCCAAUAAAACAGUCUAUAGUUAGUGCAAAUGCUAAAAACAGAGAAAUUAUCAUUGAUUCAGGAAUGGAAGCUUGGUGUUUAAAAACGCUUAAUCCGCAAGAUUUCAAUCUAUGGGUCGAAGCUUUCAACGAAGUUAAGAAAUCACAAUAUGCAUGUGAAAUGGAUAUUCCUGAGAAGUCACCUGUCAAACCUGAUAGUGCUUCUGUUGUACAUGAUUUAGAGACGAUUUCUCAGAAGCUAAAUACCCUAAAAUUUAAAAAUGAUGCUUCUUCAGAAUCAUUAAUUUUAAAUAUCCUGGGAAUUUCCGAUGAAAUAGAGCAUGCACUUGAUAAGUUGAAGUCUGCUAUAUCAAUUAACGGGGCUACCCGAGGCUCUGCUGGUGAUGCACAUUCUGUCUUUUCUUCUAAUGAAUUUUAUGAUGCUAAAGAGUACAUUGAUGCAAUGAACUCUGGUGUAGUAUUAUUGGAUAAGCCAAAUACAAAACAAUCAAUUAACACAUACUCAGAUGAAAGUAUUGAUGAGGAAGAAGAACAAGAAUCACUUUCUUCCUCUUCUUCCUUUUCAAAUGAUGAUGAUGAUGAUGAUUAUCUUGAAACUACCGUUAUCAACAACUCAAUAGCGGAACCUACCUCGAAUGAUAAUGAUAAUAAUUUGUAUCCUUUACCACAUGAUCCGGUUGAACGUGAUUGUGAUAUUCCUGUUUGCGAACAUCAACCACCUAGCAUAUUAGGAUUCGUAAGAAAGAAUGUUGGAAAAGAUUUAUCAACACUUCGCAUGCCUGUCGAUAUCAAUGAGCCAAUUUCAAUUUUGCAGAAGUAUGCAGAAAUAUUUGAAUACAGUGAAUUGAUUGAUAAUGCAUUACAGCUAAACUGUGAAGAUACUACAGGAGAAAGAAUACUAAGAAUUGCAGCUUUUGCGGUGAGCUUUCUUUCCCCUAUGAGAGUUCGGGAAAGAAACGCUCGUAAGCCCUUUAAUCCAAUAUUAGGAGAAACAUAUGAAUUAGUUCGUGAAGAUUAUGGUAUACGAUUUUUAAGUGAAAAAGUUAGCCAUAGGCCGCCAGUCUUUGCUAUUUUUGCUGAAUCCAAAGAUUGGUCCUUCUCAUUUAGCCCAGCUCCAAAUCAAAAGUUUUGGGGUAAAAACUUUGAAGUUUUUACAAACGGUGCCUGCAAAUUAACUAUCAAGUCAACAGGUGAAUUAUUCACCUGGAAUCAGCCAAUAACAUUAUUGAAAAAUAUUAUCGCCGGUGAAAAAUAUUCUGAACCCUCUUCAGAAAUAACUGUGAAAUCAUCUACCGGAUUCAAAGCAAUUGUUGAUUUUGCAAAAAGUGGUAUGUUUAGUGGAAGAUCUGAAGAUUUAACCAUUAAAGCUAUUGGCCCCAAUAGGACACAGUUACCAUAUUCAGUAAGCGGUAAGUGGACUGAAUCAUUAAUUUUGAAAACCAAUACGACUGAAAAAUUAAUUUGGACUGUAGGUGAAGUAUUGCCCAACUACGCAAAGAAGUAUGGGUUUACCAAAUAUGCCGGUUCAUUGAAUAAAAUCACAGAUAUUGAACGAGGUCACUUACCGCCAACUGAUACCAGAUUUAGACCAGAUAUCUUAGUGUACAGAAGUGGUGACGUAGCUAAGGCGGAGAUACUUAAAGUUAGUAUUGAGGAUGUGCAAAGGGAAAAGCGAAAAGAAUUAGAAGUUAGCGGUGAAAAAUACAAGCCUAAGUUCUUUACGCAAGUUGGGGGUGAUCCAAAGUAUCCUGAGACCGGUGAAUGGGUUUACAUAACAGGUGAAAAAAGUUAUUGGAAUAGAAGAGAAAAUAAUGACUGGGACGACUUACCAAGUUUGUGGUGA